Molecule: messenger RNA, 6717 nt
Organism: Alligator mississippiensis (American alligator)
Lineage: Eukaryota; Metazoa; Chordata; Crocodylia; Alligatoridae
Product: Fc receptor-like protein 4
Exons: 13
Coding region: 3758-5848 (696 amino acids)
Biological process (GO): cell surface receptor signaling pathway
Molecular function (GO): transmembrane signaling receptor activity
Source: RefSeq, a predicted model, not a curated record
CAGCUGUCCACUUGCAGUUGCAUUUGGCUGGAGCUGGUCCACUCCAGCCAGGAUGAGUCCUGAGUGGGUGUGAGGCAGCCCAGGGCCGGGGCUGGGGCUUUGUGCUCAGCAGCUAUUGGGCUACUGUGGUGGCAGUAGCAUUGAGAAGCCGCAGGGUCCACAGGCUGUGGGUUUGGUGAGCUGUUGCAGGGUGAGGGCGUUGCUAACUGGCCUGCAACAGCUCCCCAAAAUUGCCUAUGUGGCCUGAAGGCCCAAAUAAUUGCCCAUCCCUUGAUUAGAGACAAACACUGACAGGUGUCAUGGCCCAUGUGUUUCCCAUCCACACUUUUACCUGCCUCUUGCUGGUUUUCUCAUCAGGUUCAAGUGAACAGAGUCCAAUUCCCACUUGCUCCUGCUGGUAUAAAUCAAGAGUACCUCACCCUGAUGCCCAGAGUUAACUGGUUCUGUGCUGUGGACAGAAGCAGGAUCUGGCUGGAUGAAGCCUAGUGUGGUUACAGCUGUAGAGCGAGGGGCAGAUGAGCUGGGCAGCAUGGGUGGGAGGAGCACUAGGGUUGUUGGGAGAAGAGAAGUGGCUCCUGUGAGAUCUUAUCCAGGGUGGGCAGCUGAAUGCUGGAGCCUGCAGAGACAGCAGCGAAACUUGCACCAAAUCCUCAUCUGGGAAAAUAAAUGCAGUGAGAUCUUCUCACCAGCUCGGCUCAGGGCUGCUGGUUCCAGCCUGGUUAACUUGAGGUCCCUUUUCCUGUAUCCAGGGGAAGCUCUAGGUUGGGAUCAGAGCUCCUCUAGCCUUGAGUACUAGAGAUGCUCUUGUGUCCCUGUCAGUGCACUUGGCUGAGGAUGCAGAUGCCCUGCCCUAGCUGGCUGUGAGGCAGCACUGAGCAAGGCCUCUGAUCUCCCUGCUUGUCUCAACGCCCUGCGUCAAGACAAAGGUGCUGCCUUAGCAGUGGGUGGAUAGGAUGAAACCCCAGUGUGAAGGCAAAAGCCAUUUCCUUCCUCUUGCCCAGAGCAGCAGCUAUGUAAAGGUGACUGAGCUCUCCAGCAGACAAUCAUCAGGCAGCAGCUCAGUGCCCAAGGCAGGAGGAAAUGCAGUGCGGCUCAUGCUGGGUAAGUACCUGGUGAAACAGCCACCCUGCCUGGAGCACAGCGCUGAUGGGCAGAGGCUGUUCAGGGAUGGGACAUGGGCUUUAAGGAGUGAGGAGAGGGUAGGUGAUGCAGCGCUGCUUUGGGGAAGGGCAGCAAGCAUGACUCCCUGGGGCAGGGCUGCAGCCAGGGGCAGACGCUGCGGUAGGAUCCAGACAGGGAUUCUGCGAAGUUGUUAGAGAGAGAGAAGAGCUGCUGGGAACUGUAUUGUCAUGGGUGAUUUGGACCUGUUAGAUGUUGAGUGGGGAGAAAAUGCUGCUAAUGUUGGUAGGACGGAGGGAUCCCCAGGUGUGAGAAUCGAUAGAUUUCUUCUUCAGUCAUUGAACCAACAAGAGGCGAUGCUGUUUGGGACUUGGAUAUGGUGGUAGGUGAGGUCAUAUGGAAGAGGCAGUAAUAGAAAAUAGCUUUGAGGAGAGAGACCAUGAAUUGAUCUGGUUGAAACUAAAACGUUUUGACAGGAGCAGUUCUCCAUUUUGAAAGGACAGACCUCAGACAGUGAGGCUGUCUGGACGGAGCCUCUCUGGGACCUGAGUGUGGAGGUCGCCUAGAACAUCUUUCAGGCAAAGAUGCUAAAAUGAUCUGGAAUUUGUAUCCCAAACAAGGGGUAAAUGCUUGUGGUGUCACAGCUGCUCCUCAUCCCUUCCAAGUCCAAGAUAUAAAGUGGGGGAGGGGGGAGUUAAGAGAACAGGAUGAACUUCCUCAUUUCCUAGAAAACACUUGAUUCAAGCAGUUAAACAGUAAAUCAUUAGUCUAUAAAGUACAGCUCCUCUGACCUCUGGGGAAGCCCCAUGAGGUACUGCUUAAUUGUCUGUGAAUGUUUAGUUCAUUAGUUUUGAUGACUCCCAAAGCACUCUAGACUUCCCUUUUUAUCUCAUUUUCCUGCAGAGGCUUAUACGAACUAAACAUGAUGUAAGAGGCCAGGACUUCUUAGGGUGGUAUCUUUUAUUGGACCAAGUAUAUAUUGCAGUUGUGUUAGAGUUAGACAAGCUUUUGAAUGCAAGACAUUCUUCAUCAGGUCCCUUGUCUAAUAUUCCAACUAUACAGGCCCUUCACAUAAUUUCUGGACCGCCGCAGCUACAGCAUCGCUCUUACACUACCUAAACAUGAUGAACAUUUCCAUAUUUUAGUAAGAGAGAACACUUCUGUGAUGUUUUCGCUGACUGCCUUGCCUAUCGCCUCUUGCGUCAGUUCCGACUCUUGUCUGCCACGUCUUUAUUAGUUUUGAUGGUAUUAGUCAAGAGGUAUUAUUUCCACAGUAGGUCACUGGCAAUCUCUCACAAUUUCCAGCGGUGGCUAACCUAUCUGAUGCCUUUCUUGCCCAACUCGCAGAUUAAGAAUCUUACUCAAACCACAGUCGUAUGUAGCUGAACUAUUCUUUUUAUUAUCUUUCAGGUUCUUGUACACACAUAACUAUUUUUAUAAAAGUCUUCCUUUUUUUUUUUUAAUUCCUUUCUUUUGUCAACACCUUUGAUGCUAUUUCUUCUUUAUUGAUAUACAACAUAAUCAAAUGCACUUUUGAACCAUUUCUUGAAUUGUCCCAAAGCUUUUACUUUCAGUUUUCUUUUUCUUUUUUUCUUUUUAUUUAUUUAUUUGUUUUUCCCAAGUUCUUCCUAGUUUUUCCAGUCAAAAACCUCUUUAAGAAUAGUCAAUAAUGUCAAUGAUAUAAAAAUCAAAACUAAGAACUCCCAGCAUGUUUCUUUUUCAUUGCUUACUCUCUUGUUCUUUUCUUUUUUUCUCUGGACCAUCUGCCCCACCUCUGCUUCUCUCAGCGUCUCCCUUUCUCGCACCUCUAUUUCUUCUCCGGGAAAUCCUCAGUUGACUCCCUGCUUCCUUUCUUCGUCCAACUUUCUCUAACAUGCUGGACCAAGCUCUCGAAGCUCUCCGACUCUGCAGCCCUCUCCCUGCUCUCUCUUAGAGGAGAUGCCUCUUGCUCCCAUCUCCACCACAUGCGGUCCCGUGCUCGGCUCUUUUAUGUGCAGCGAGCAGCUGCUCUGGAACUGCCGCACUCCCAGCUCAAUUUCUUUACCAGCUCUUUCACAAACUGUUUAUCCAGUGGGAUUGUAGCUGAUUGUACAUGGUUACAUUUCCUACCAAAAGAUGCAGCAUCCAGUUGCUGCAGCUGUUACUUCUCAUUAUGUCUGGUGCUUCCCAAAAGCAAUGAUCAGUCCUUGCCUCAGCUUGACAGCAGUGGCUUUGAGCUACGCUGAUGUAAUACUGAAGUUACAAGGUUUAUCUGUCAUGGGCGCUCUUAGCAGGUGCGGAUUGCAUGGGGGCUUCAGAUGCCUCCCUGUAGCAAAGAGCUCCUGACCUCGGUGGGCCAGUAGCUCUGCGAGGAGGGUGCUAGGAGGAACCAGAGCUGACAGGGAAUGGCCAGAAGGGCUUGUCAGCAAAGAAAGGUGUGUCCUGGAGAUGGGGUGCUGUGAACCACAAUAAAAGAUGACACAGGUUCAGCAAAGACAGACUUUGCAAAGGAAAUGACAGCAAAGAGCAUAAGACUCUUCUGCUGCACGAACAACAGGAAGAAAUGGGACUGUGAUGCACUGAGGAUGGGGUGAGGUGAAAGACGAUGUAGAGAAGACACAAAAGCUAAGCGGGCACUUUGCCUCUGUGAUCAGUGGUGAUGCCAACGUGGAUGCUGGAGGUGAAGGUCAUGGGGCCAAAGUCUGCUCCUAGAGCACAAGGCCAGAAGAGAGCCCUGUGGGCAGCCAGUCUGACCUCCUGGAGGGAACAGACCUCUGGGCUUCGUUGGGCAGGCUCAGGGUUGCCGUCAGCACUGAGGGAGACACAGACCUCACCUGCAUCCAUGUUAUGUCUUGUUAUCUUUGCAGCUCACGCCCUUGGCCUAGCCGCAGCUGCACAGAAGGCCGUGCUGACCCUGAACCCUCCCUGGAGCACCGUGUUUAGGGGCGAGAGUGUCACUCUGUCAUGCAAUGGAUCCCGCCCUCCUGGAAGCACCCCCACCUCUUGGUGUUUGGAGGGAUAUUCCUGGAUAUCAACAGAAACAAACCUCCAAAUUAAAGCUGCACAAAUGGAAGAUGCAGGAAAAUACCAGUGCAAGACCAGUGACUCUACAUGGAGUGACCACAUCGAGCUGACUGUUUCCAGCGGCUGGCUGAUUCUCCAGGCCCCGCAUUAUGCAGUGUUCGAGGGGGACCGGCUGCUUCUGAGAUGUCGUGUGCGGAGGGGUGGUGAAGUGUAUGGGAUGAGAUACUACAGAGAUGGAACAGAGAUCACACCAAAGCCUGUUCAGUCCAGUUAUACUAUUGAUCAAGCAAAGACAACAGACAGUGGCACAUACCGAUGUGAAGGAGAAAUAUUAUCUGGUUCUCUUUAUUUUAUAAGAUAUUCUAAUGAGGUGCUGGUUCUUGUCCAAGAGCUGUUUUCAACACCUGAGCUGAAGGUGGCCGGCUCAGCUGAAGCCAGGGAAGAAAGCCCACUGACCCUACGGUGUGUCACACAGCCCAAGCCCUGGACAUCAGACCUACAGCUUCAGUACUCCUUCUGCAAGAGCAGCAUGAUUGUGAGAGGACCAGAGAGCUCCCCUGUGCACCACAUCCCAGCAGCAAGCCUGGCAGACUCAGGACCCUACUUUUGUGUGGUGCAGACAGUGACCUCAAGUGUAAGGAAACAGAGUCCUGAGCAAGGAAUCAAGGUUAAACGAGUCCCCGUCUCUGGAGUCACCCUGGGGGUGCAGCCCCGCAAUGGGCAGGUGGUGGCAGGGGAGCGGCUGGUGCUGAACUGCUCCGUGGCUGCGGGCACAGGGCCUCUCACCUUCUCCUGGCACUGGGAAGGCUCUGGUCUGGCUCUGAGGACAGAGACUUUGCACUCACGGAGGAUGGACUAUGAGAUCCCUGCUGCCACGGAGAGCGAUGCCGGGGAGUAUUACUGCGCUGCCUCGAAUGGCCACAACCGGGUCCUGAGCCCACGGGUGACGGUCACAGUGUGGGUGCCUGUGACUGGAGCUAACAUUAUCAGAGAUAAGCCAGAGCUGGUGCUCACAGUGGGAGAAAGCCUGAAUCUCAGCUGCUCGGUGCAGGCGGGGACGGACGCAGCAUUCAGGUGGCUUCACAAUGCCCAGGAGCUGGACGUGGCCUCAGGGCUGGGUCUGCUCAGUCCUGUGGGGCACGUCCUGUAUGUGGAGUCAGUGCAGCUGGGCCAUGCGGGGAAUUACCAGUGCAUCGCCAGCAACCAGUUCAGCCUAGAGAGAGUCUUCCAGGCCUCCAGCGAGAUUCUGGCCGUCACCGUGAGAGAGGAUGCGAGUACCUGGGUGGCUGUGGGUGUGACUGUCACCCUCCUGUGUCUGGUCGGUGCCACUGUGGCUGCCGUGGUCUGCGUCAGGCGCCACCAGAAAGCAGAGGAGAUAUGUUUCACUGCCUGGUGGAGGAGCACUCCAGGCCCAGUCCAGCAGGAGCCCCCUGCCCAUGGGCUGCUUCCUCCAGCUACCCUGGGGUCCAGUGAGCUGGAGCUAGAGUAUGCCAAUGUGUGUCCCCAGGAGCAGACGAGCAGCGAUGUGGUCUAUUCCGUUGUCAGCAUCCAGAAAGGAAGCGGCGCCAAGCCCACAGGAACCUCCCAGAUGGAUAAUGGACACCUUGUCACCUAUGCUGCGCUCUGUAGUCCCAAGCCCUCCUGGGAUUCAGCCACCAAAGUGAGGGCAUCAGAAGUGGGGGACCAAUCCAAGAGCGACAUUUAUGAGACCAUUACCCACCUUUGACCUGCGCUGACCCCAGCAUGAUCCCUCAAUGUCUGGGACAUCCCAUGCUGCUCAGUAACACUUCACUAUCCACCGGGCCUGCAGUAGAGUGUGCAGGGCACGAGGGCUGCAACCACAGGAGCUGAUGCCCAGCCUGGUGCCUCCAGUGGCAGCAUAGCAGUGGCUGUGGCUGUAGCUCUGUACUGAGCAGCUGCUGCCAGGCCCGCGGGUGGCAUCCCCAGAAAGCCAGGGCUGAGAUGGGCAACUGGCUGAGUUAGGGUUUCUUGGCCUGGAUGGAGGGAGCCCGGGCAGCAGCCUUAAUCUGCUGCAUUCCCUGGAGUGGGGUCUCUGACUCUUCUGUCUUCACCCCAGAGGUUGCUGCUGUCACAACCUAUCUACCGAGCAUGCCAGAGCUCAAGAUGCAAGGACACUUGUAUAUGUUAUGACUUGUUGGCAUACACGCUAUGAAACGGUAGGAAAAAUCACCACUUCUCUAGGUCAGUUGCAUAACCAAAUAUAUGUGCACGCUUCUUUUUCAUGUCAGAUUUUGAUUUAUCAUGACAAGUUAGACCACCUCCGAGAUGUUUUAUUUUUACCAUGGCCAGUUGUUCUAGGAAGCUUUCUUUUAUCAUGAUACUUCUGGCACGUGUACAUGUCACACACAGGUAAAUCUGCUGCUUUACGGGUUCUGACACCCUUUGGCCACCAGGUGCUGCUUGAAUUCAUUGGUAAUUUCAUGUACUUUGCAGUUCAGUUGGUAGUUUUCUGGUGUAACGAAUGCCUUUUCCCAGCAGGUUGCCUGGCAUGGAUCAAUUGUUCUACCUAUGGAUCAUUCCUUGCUCCUUAAUAAGUGAAUCAAUUUAAUUAAAAUUAUUUUUUUUGCACUAAAA